AGAAGGACCACAGACUCCGGAGUAUAAAAGGUCGAAAUGUCUCCGGGCAGAUGCUCAACUCAUCGCCCUGACACCACACGGCUAACAUGAAGCUCCUUCUGAUCACGUUUGUGAUUUGCUUUGCGGCAGCUCUAGCAGCGCCGGCCGACAAGCCGAAGAGAGAAAUCCUGCCGGGAGAUCCACGCUACGGAACCGAUUAUCAUCAUCACCACCAUCAGCAUCAUGAACACGAGAACGAAGUACAGAUCUCGAAAGCCGCCGGUAGCUACGUAGGUUCUGUCACAGUUCCAGAAGAGACAGAAGGCCACUCGUUCCAAGUACAAUCUCUGACGGCCUACGGACCGCCCAACCAUAAACCCGGCAAGCCCUUAGGCCCUGAUUAUUCCACGUCCAGCGACACUGUUCAAAAUUCUGUCGUCCAGGUGCCGGCCACCUCUUACGGGGUACCCGACACUCAGAUUAACAAUUACGUAGAACCUGCCACUGAUGACAAAUCAAAUGCAGUUAUCAAGACCAACUUAAACGUCGACUACCAAGCACCUUCUGUCGAAGCGCCCAUCACUUCUUAUGUUGCUCAGCACGAAGAACACGUUCAUGUUCCACAGACUUCGUACGAAACUUCCGUAAAGACUAACAUCCAGAACCAGCCUCAAGUCGAGACUUUACACGUAAAGUCCGCUGUUCCUGAGGUGCAUCACGAAGUUCAAAAUGUACAGCCAGCAGUAGUACACAAGGAGACUGUCUCCGUGCCGCAAGUAAAGACUACGACGUCUCACGUCGAGACUCAAGGAUCCCAACACAGCUUAAGCAGCCUGCCUUCCUAUACUUCCUCUUUCGAUAGUUUUCCUAAUUACUUUUACUCCUCGUAUCCCUCGUACUCCUCGUACUCCUCGUAUAGCAAUAUACCGGUGAGAACUGUGGAUCACCGCGUGCAUGUACAGGUGCCUCAACCGUAUCCGGUACCAGUAACCAAACACGUAACAUACCCCGUCCCCGUUCCCCAUACCGUCGAAGUUCCUAAGCCCUAUUAUGUUCGCGUAGCCCAGCCUGUUCAGGUGACCGUGAAUCGUCCGUAUGCUGUAGAAGUGCCCCGUCCGGUGGCAUACCCGGUUCCCCAAUACUACAGAACCAACGUACCGGUCGUUCAGCAGCAGCACAUAAACACACUAGACACGAGAACAAGCACUCCGAUUAACAAUAAGGGCUUCUUCGAGGACGUGCAGUCUUCGUUCGGGAGCGUGAUAAACAAUCUGCCAAGCUUCCAGAACCCGUUGGAGAAUUUCCAGAAUCCUUUCCAGAACUUCGAGCUGCCGUCUUUUAUCUCUUCGUUCAACCCGUCAUUGCCAUCGUUCCCUCAGGUGACACCUGCCCCGUCCACGGCCAGCAACAGUAAUGUACAGACGGCGAGUAGCUCCGAUUCGAUUGUAAUCGAAAAUCCGGCGCUGAAGACCGAGACCACAAAGACUGCACCUGUCAUCACGCAUCACGCUAGACUUCACCAAACCACACAUUCGGGGGUUAAACCCACCACCACGUGCGCUGGCUGUUCCGUCUCCGCCACCCACAUCACCACCAAGCAACACGUGCUACCUACCGAUGCCAAUGGUUAUAAUUAUUAAAAUGUUUAUCUUAUAAUGGACGUUGAAUAGACCACUGGAAUUUCUCAGUGGAAAUGUCAAGCAAUUAUUCGACGCAGGAUUUAUUUCUAAAGUGUUAGAUUGAUUGAAGAGUUCGUUUCCUCCAACAGUUAAACAUUUUUAUUGAUAUUUAAUCCUUAAAUAUAUAGAGAUGUAAGAGAUAAAUAUUUUUAAUAUCUGCGAUUAAUUCAAAAAUUCUUUUUCUUUUGAGUAAUUUUUGAAGAAAUUUUUAAGUUAUGUCUCGAUAAACAGUAGCCAGUUUAAAUUUAUAUUAUUCAUUUGCGAGCUAGGAGAAAAUGCAUGCAUAUUCAAGAGUUAAAUAAAAUGUUAAUAAUAAUUUUUUAAUAUUUAAAUAAAUAUAAAUUUACUAUUUUAUUAAAUCUGUCAGUUUUCUAUAUAAUUCCUCUAAAAAAAUAUGUAACUUUUAACAUUUAAUUGUGUUAU
Molecule: messenger RNA, 2081 nt
Organism: Cataglyphis hispanica
Lineage: Eukaryota; Metazoa; Arthropoda; Insecta; Hymenoptera; Formicidae
Exons: 7
Coding region: 87-1619 (510 amino acids)
Source: RefSeq, a predicted model, not a curated record